AUGGACUCCACAAAAUUUGCAACAUUUUUCGGCAACGUGCCCACUUUUACCAUACCUGGACGCACAUUUCCAGUGGAUUUGCUAUUUAGUAAGACUACCACAGAAGAUUAUGUGGAUGCGGCAGUAAAGCAAGCAUUACAAAUACAUUUAUCGAACAGUGAUGGAGAUAUGUUGAUAUUUAUGCCUGGUCAAGAGGAUAUUGAAGUUACUUGUGAAGUACUCGCAGAACGAUUAACUGAAAUUGACAAUGCCCCAAAGUUAUCAAUACUACCAAUAUAUUCACAAUUACCAUCAGACUUACAAGCUAAGAUUUUCCAAAGAUCUCCAGAAGGUUUGCGUAAAUGUGUUGUUGCUACAAAUAUUGCCGAAACUUCGUUGACAGUUGAUGGUAUUAUUUAUGUCAUUGACUCUGGUUAUUGCAAAUUAAAAGUCUACAAUCCACGCAUUGGUAUGGAUGCACUUCAAAUCUAUCCCAUAUCGCAAGCCAAUUCUAAUCAACGUUCAGGACGUGCAGGGCGUACAGGUCCAGGACAAGCAUUUCGUUUGUAUACACAGCGGCAGUAUAAAGAUGAACUUUUGCCAUUAACAGUACCCGAAAUACAACGUACUAAUUUAGCUAAUACGGUACUGUUAUUAAAAUCACUUGGUGUAGUUGACUUACUGCAUUUCCACUUCAUGGAUCCACCACCACAGGAUAAUAUAUUGAAUUCAAUGUAUCAAUUGUGGAUAUUAGGUGCAUUAGAUCACACAGGAGCGUUAACACCGCUUGGACGUCAAAUGGCCGAAUUUCCACUGGAUCCGCCACAGUGUCAAAUGCUGAUAGUUUCAUGUCAAAUGGAGUGUAGUGCUGAAGUACUGAUUAUAGUAUCGAUGCUUUCGGUUCCGUCUAUAUUCUACAGACCAAAAGGCCGUGAGGAAGAAGCGGACGGUAUACGUGAGAAAUUCCAAGUACCCGAGUCUGAUCAUUUAACCUACCUCAAUGUUUACCUACAAUGGAAACAAAAUAAUUAUAAUGCGAAUUGGUGCAAUGAACAUUUUAUACAUGUCAAAGCUAUGCGUAAAGUACGCGAAGUACGUCAGCAACUAAAGGAUAUUUUAAUACAACAAAAAUUAAGUUUAAAAUCUUGUGGUACCGAUUGGGAUAUCAUACGUAAAUGCAUUUGUUCAGCUUACUUUUAUCAAGCCGCUCGCCUCAAAGGUAUUGGCGAAUAUGUACAUUUGCGUACUGGUAUGCCUUGCCAUUUGCAUCCCACUUCUGCACUUUAUGGACUUGGUACAACACCUGACUAUGUUGUUUAUCAUGAAUUGGUAAUGACAGCUAAAGAAUAUAUGCAAUGUGCCACUGCAGUUGAUGGGUACUGGUUGGCGGAACUGGGUCCUAUGUUUUUCUCUGUUAAGGAGACUGGACGAAGUGGUAGAGAAAAGAAAAAGCAAGCUGCCGAACAUUUGAAAGAAAUGGAAUUGCAAAUGAAAUUAGCGCAAGAACAAAUGGAGGAACGUAAAAUAGCAGCAGCACAGAGAGAAGAGCAACUAGCUCCGAAACAAGAGAUCGUAACACCAGGAGCAACACCACGUCGUACGCCUGCGAAAAUUGGUUUAUAAAUUGUUUCUGUAUGUAUUCACAUACGUUUGUUUAUAUAUUUAAUUAUUUAA
Teleopsis dalmanni is the source of this 1653-nucleotide messenger RNA. RefSeq names its product pre-mRNA-splicing factor ATP-dependent RNA helicase PRP16-like. The transcript is spliced from 3 exons. Gene Ontology annotation, molecular function: RNA binding. NCBI's taxonomy places the organism in Eukaryota, Metazoa, Arthropoda, Insecta, Diptera, Diopsidae. Gene Ontology annotation, biological process: mRNA splicing, via spliceosome. The record is from RefSeq and is a predicted model, not a curated record. Bases 1 to 1602 code for a protein of 533 amino acids. Gene Ontology annotation, cellular component: intracellular anatomical structure; spliceosomal complex.